AAACCAAUCGCCAUCUUCACAUCGUCUUCUUCUUCCGGUUCCGAUCGCACAGGAAAAAAAGUCCCUCUUCUGUUUCUCCCUCAAAGCACCCGAGGAGUGACCGGCUAGCUGAAGCAGCCGCAUGUGAGAAGCCGCUGAAGGGGUGAAGUGGGCGCGGGAACAUGAGGGGGGGCAGCCGGGCGGUGGAGCGGCGGGUCCUCAGCCUCUUACACGGCCAGGAGACCCGAACCCGGCUGAACGAAAUCCACGCCCACAUCCUGCGCCACCGCCUCCACCAUUCCAACCAAGUCGUCUCCCACUUCGUCUCCGUCUGUGGGUCCCAGAACAAGAUGGACCGCGCGACCACCAUUUUCCACCACUUCCCCUACCCCAACAUCUUCCUCUUCAACUCCAUGAUCAAGGGCUUCUCUCUCCGCGGCCCGUUUCUCAGCUCCGUCGCUCUGUUUUCCGACAUGAAGAGUCGCGGAAUCUGGGCGGACGAAUUCACCCUCGCCCCAUUACUCAAAGCCUGUACCGACCUCCACGGCGGUCUCCGCCUGGGACAGGCGGUCCACAAAGAGGCCCUUGUCCUCGGAUUCCACAGGUUCAACUCGAUUUGCGUCGGGGUCGUGGAGCUGUACUCGGGCAACGGGAGAAUGGUGGAUGCGCACAGGGUGUUCGACGAAAUGCGCCAGAGAGAUGUGAUUGUUUGGAAUUUGAUGAUUCGAGGGUAUUUCCACAGCGGGAAUUUGGUGAUGGGGAUGAGCCUUUUUAGGCAAAUGGAGGAGAGGAGCGUUGUUUCUUGGAACCUGAUGAUUUCGUGCUUGGCACGAAAUGGGAUGGAUGGGCAUGCUUUGGAGCUCUUCUGUGAGAUGAUCAAUAAUGGGUUUGAACCUGAUGAAGCUACUGUGGUCACGACACUGCCGAUUUGCACUCGACUUGGAGAAAUUGAAAUUGGGAGCUGGAUUCAUUCUAUUGCAGACUCUAGAGGUCUCAUUGCAGAUCAUGUGACAGUGGGAAAUGCAUUGGUUGACUUUUACUGCAAAUGCGGGGAUUCUGAGCCAGCCUCUCUGUUAUUCAAGAACAUGUCCGGAAAGAAUGUAGUUUCUUGGAAUGCCAUGAUCUCUGGUUUGGCCUUCAACGGGAAGGCCAAACUUGGGAUUCAACUGUUCGACACCAUGAUACGCGAAGGCGUGUGCCCUAAUGAGUUGACUUUUGUUGGGGUUUUAGCAUGUUGCUCCCACGCCGGUUUUGUCCAAAGAGGUCAAGACUUGUUUGCUUCGAUGAUGGAAGAUUACCGUAUCGACCCUACAUUGGAGCACUACGGGUGCAUGGUUGAUCUCUUGAGCCGGAACGGACAUGUGGAGGAGGCCUAUGAGCUGAUGAAAUCCAUGCCAUUUAAACCAAAUGCGGCGCUAUGGGGUUCUUUGCUCAGUGCUCUUCGCUCCCGCGGUGAUACGGUACUUGCAGAAUGUGUUGCCAAGGAACUCAUCAGUCUUGAGCCAUGGAACUCAGGUAACUAUGUGCUGUUGUCCAAUGUUUAUGCAGACCAGGGAAAAUGGGAAGAAGUUGAGAAGGUGAGGAAGUUGAUGGAGGGAAGUGAGAUUAAGAAAGGUCCCGGACAAAGCAUAGUGAUUUAGUUCUGUCUUGGAGUAGAUUUGAAAUAUGUGCAAGGACGACCAUGUACAAAUCUCACCCCCUAAUGAGCUCAACCUUUUUAGUUCGGAGGUUGGGUGAGAAUGUGAGAAUGUGCAAAUUCCACUCCUCAUUUGGCUAUUUUAAAUUCUCAAAUGAAAGUACAAUGAAAAG
Messenger RNA from Cuscuta campestris, 1788 nucleotides. The record is from the annotation of a GenBank genome assembly. NCBI's taxonomy places the organism in Eukaryota, Viridiplantae, Streptophyta, Magnoliopsida, Solanales, Convolvulaceae.